AAAAAACAGCACUCUCCUCGUAAGUCCUGCGUUUCCAGACCCAGUGGAAGUAGCGAAAUGUAUCGAACGGCGGCGAAGCGGUUGUUGUGCGGUGCAAGAUACUACUAUAAUGGCAACGUUGGACUCCGAUUCCGGCCUCCUCAGAUAUUUAUACCCUCUUCUCGCUUUUCCACAUCCGAGACUCAACCUUUACCCAUUCCACACGCUACGGAUCGUACCAUUCCAGUCGUCGUCACCACCGAAACCGAAAACCCUAACUCUUCAGAUUCGUCCGCUUCUUCUUCACCUUCAUCUUCCUCAACAGCUGAUGAUGCCACAAAACCCAGGGCCAAGUAUGAGGACCAACACACUCGCGUGCUUCAGGCCUCGCUCUCUUACGUCUUAAAGUUGGGGUGGACAGAAGCUGCGCUAGUUGCAGGAGCCAGGGAUGUCGGUCUUUCGCCAUCUAUUGUUGGAUCUUUUCCCAGGAAGGAAGCAGCACUGGUCGAGUAUUUCAUGGAUGGCUGCUUACAAAGACUUGCUGAUAAAAUUGACUCAGAUGAGAGUUUACAAAAUUUGACACCAAGUGACUGCAUCUCUAAGCUUAUCAGAUUUCGUUUAGAAAUGCAAGCUCCAUAUAUAUCAACAUGGCCUCAAGCUCUUAGCAUCCAGGCACAACCUGUUAAUGUUCCUACAAGUUUUAAGCAGAGGGCAGUGCUUGUGGAUGAGAUCUGGCAUGCUGCUGGUGAUAAUGCCUCUGACAUUGAUUGGUAUGCCAAGCGCACUAUCCUUGGAGGAAUAUACUCAACAACUGAGAUUUAUAUGCUGACAGAUACCUCUCCUGAUUUCCGUGAUACAUGGGCUUUCUUGGAUGCUCGAGUUAAAGAUGCCUUUGAUUUAAAGAAAACCAUUCAAGAGGCACAGUAUUUGGCAGAAGCUGUCAGUACCGGGCUGGGAAACUCCUUUCAAGGGUUUGUCGGGAAAGUUUUCCAGAGAUGAGUCGUGGUGGGAAUUUAUGCUGACAAUGUUUCUCCGAGACAUUGAUUGUUACCUUGAAGGAGAUGCUAUAUUAUACACGCCUAGUAAUUACUAGUUAUCUUUCAUUUAUUUCAAAUUUGCUGUCUUCGGCCCUUCACUCAAAUUUGCUCUUUCAUUUAAUAAUAAUUUUAAGCUUGUAAAUAAUUCUAUUGCCAUUUUAUUAUGAUACAAAAAACUAGCUCUUUUUUCCCUUCCCCCAAAUAGCUUUUGUUUAUUCAUGUCUCUUACUCCUUGGUAUAUUGUAAUUUCUCUCUUUUCAAAAGCGACGUGUUUGCUGAAUUAAAUAUUUUUUUAUAGAAAAUUGUUGACUAUAAUCCUUGGUA
Glycine soja is the source of this 1340-nucleotide messenger RNA. RefSeq names its product ubiquinone biosynthesis protein COQ9-B, mitochondrial-like. Gene Ontology annotation, molecular function: lipid binding. Gene Ontology annotation, biological process: ubiquinone biosynthetic process. The coding region runs from base 58 to 978 and encodes 306 amino acids. Lineage: Eukaryota; Viridiplantae; Streptophyta; Magnoliopsida; Fabales; Fabaceae. The transcript is spliced from 6 exons. The record is from RefSeq and is a predicted model, not a curated record. Gene Ontology annotation, cellular component: mitochondrial inner membrane.